GAAAGCUUUUUGCUUACAAAUGGGCCUUUAUUAUUAUUUUUUUUUAUUAAUGGGGGUUACAACUAAUUCUAAUUAAAUAAUAAAUAAAAUAAAACUGUUUUAAUAAAGGCACCAACAAAAUUUUUCAAAAUGGGCAAGGGUUUCAACAAUUAUAUGUGUAAAAAGUUUUUUCAUCCAGCUUCAAGAGAUAAUUUAAAACGAGUAUGGAUGGCUGAACAAAAAUCAGUUAAAGAUAAAAAACGCCAAGAAGAAUUACGUCUUCAAUAUGAAAAAGAACAAGAUCUCUAUAAUAAUAAAGCCCUACUUUCAAAAGAAAGUAAAGAUAAGUUAAGUGUGAACUUUAUGUAUGAACCACCACCGGGUGCAAAAAAAGAAAGAGAGCGUGAAGAUAACGAGCCAGAGUAUAAAUUUGAAUGGCAAAGAAAAUUUAACGCGCCUAGAGAAGAUUAUUGCAAAGGUGAUCAAGAAAUUCGAGAUCAGCCAUUUGGUAUUCAAGUGAGAAAUGUUCGAUGUAUCAAAUGCCAUAAAUGGGGUCAUAUUAAUACUGACAAAGAAUGUCCCUUAUUCAAUCAAGCAAGUAUAUCAGAAGCUUUAACAGAUGUGUCAUCAGCAAAUGGUACCAGUGCUAAUAUAAAAACACAAGAAUUGAUAAAACAAAUGCGAGAAGAUGGUUUGGCAUUAAAAAAAAGUGCUGCUUCUACACAACAACAAAUAUCUUUUGGGAAUGGAGAAGACAGUGACACAGAACUGUUCAUGUACGUGAAAACAUUGUCUAGGAAGAAGAAAAUGAAAUUACUCAAGCCGCUGGCUGCCGCACCAUAUCAUUCGUAGGAAGCCAUACAGCCGCGGGUUGCCGUAAAUUCCCUACAUUUUGGAAUCAUAAUAAAAAUGUUGGCACUGCAAUUAUACCUUUUUAAUUCAAAAUGUGAAAUAGUGGAAGAAAUUGCCAUUCUAUCAGUAUAUUGCACACCAAUAUACGAUGUUUUUUAGUCAUAAUUUUUAUUACUCCUACUGAACAUCAAAUU
Messenger RNA from Sipha flava (yellow sugarcane aphid), 1025 nucleotides. Its product is annotated as corepressor interacting with RBPJ 1. The transcript has 7 exons. NCBI's taxonomy places the organism in Eukaryota, Metazoa, Arthropoda, Insecta, Hemiptera, Aphididae. Gene Ontology annotation, cellular component: nucleus. Gene Ontology annotation, biological process: negative regulation of DNA-templated transcription. Gene Ontology annotation, molecular function: transcription corepressor activity. The record is from RefSeq and is a predicted model, not a curated record. The coding region runs from base 130 to 831 and encodes 233 amino acids.